AUAUAUCUAUUGGUACCUUUGCUGUUACCUCCUUGAUGACUGGUAAAAUUGUUAGCCAGUAUGGUAGCCGUGAUUAUGCCAACUCUUCAAUCAGUGAACAUUCAUUCAAAAUGGAUAACAUUAGUAGUAACUACUAUACCAACCUUGAAGUGGCAACUGCUGCAUGUUUUAUGGUUGGAAUUUGGCAGACGUUAAUGGGAAUUCUCAGGUUAGGGAAUUUGGGAAUCAUAUUAUCCGACCACCUUGUUAGCGGCUUUACUACCGGUGCUGCCAUCCACGUUCUGGUUUCUCAGACGAAAAAUCUGUUGGGAUUAAAAAUCCCUCGCUUUACCGGAUCAUUCCAGCUCAUUCGUUCAAUCGUUGCAAUAUUUGGUGCCCUUCCCAAAACUAAUCUUGCAGAAGUUGUCGUCUCUUUCAUUGCUAUUACGAUUAUGGCUGUUCACAACGACUGGCUGAAACCCUGGUAUGGAAAAAAAAUGAAGUUCCCUAUUCCGACAGAGCUCCUUGUUAUCGGAAUUGGAACUGCGGCUUCCUAUUUAGGGAAACUGUCUAGCGACUACGGCAUUAAUAUUCUAAACCAUAUUCCAACUGGAUUUCCCACACCACGGAGCCCACCGUACGAGCUAUUUCCUUCUAUUAUUCAAGACACGAUUCCCGUUGCUAUAGUAGCCUAUGUCAUCAGUUUGUCUAUGGCCAAGAUCUUUGCCCGAAAACGAGGAUACGAAAUAUCAAGCAAUCAGGAGUUGAUCGCUCAGGGAGCAGAAAAUGUAUUUGGCGCUUUUUUCUCUUGUAUGCCAGUCUCAACCUCUCUUUCACGAAGCAUGUUACAAGAAUCUGUCGGAGGUGAAACUCAACUAGCUAGCGUCGUGUUCUGCGCUUUGAUGUUAAUCAUUCUUCUUUGGAUGGGCCCUUUUUUUGAAUCUCUUCCGUUAGCUGUUCUUUCUUCCGUCAUCAUCGUGUCCCUAAAAGGGAUGUUCAUGCAAUUUCGAGAUUUCAUCUCUGCGCUGAAAACUUCACCGCUAGAUUCGAUUGUUUGGAUGUCUACAUUCCUAGCGGUAGUCAUUGUGGACAUCGAUAUCGGCCUCGGUGUCGGAGUCGUGGCCUCAGUUACCGUUUUGAUCUAUCGUGGACAUCGUCCGUAUGCUGCAACUCUAGGUCAUUUGCAAGGAACUGAAAUGCAUGUCGAUGUUGAACUCUAUUCCGCUGCUGUCGAAGCACCUGGUAUCAAGAUUUUUCAUUGGGCUGGCGCGAUUCACUUUGCAAACGGCGAAACUUUUCGGCAUGUCGUAGAUAGUCAACUUGGUGUAAUAAUGAACCCCGACGUUCCAGUAGCGAAUAUUGAGUACCUGAUCCUCGAUUGUUCUGCUUUGUCUUAAGUUGAUCUAAGCGGUACAAAAAUCUUAACUACUUUACACAAAGAUUUAAUGAAAAGUAGAGGCGUUACUCUUGUUUUGGCGAAUUGUUCUGAACCCUUAUUGCAACAGCUCGAGCGACAGAAGUAUUUUCAAUCGUUUCCAAAGUCUCAGGUGUAUCCUUCGAUUAUAGAUGCAGUAACGACAAUCGAAAGUAGUAUUCGAUGCAAAAAUGGAAGUUCUCCCAACUCUGCGGUAGUUACCGUUGAUUAGGGCGCCACGAAAAUGUGACCAUGUAGUAAUCACAUUUUUAUAGAAAUUUAGUAUAAUCAUAUUCAAAGUGGAAUACUUAGAUCGUCUUAUCAUUUAUAUAGUCUAAAUGGGUUGUGCAAUCUGUAGCAAAAAAUGUUUGUUACUAAAAGAUUUCUCAUUAACUACUCGACUAACGGUACAAAAGUAUGUGUAUUCGUAUUUUCUUUGAUGAGUACCGGUAAUAUGUUUAUUUGUUGGAAUGAAGCCCCGGCCUCGCUGUAGCUUAACCAUUAAUGACCAUAGAUAUCUAAAUGAUCUUUGUUGUUCUUUCCGGAAUUGAAUGGAGAAUAAUUGUUCAUAAUUCUACGACAUGUUUUGAAUUUGAAAUCGAGGAAUUGUAAUGGUGAUAAU
Molecule: messenger RNA, 2015 nt
Organism: Daphnia pulicaria
Lineage: Eukaryota; Metazoa; Arthropoda; Branchiopoda; Diplostraca; Daphniidae
Product: solute carrier family 26 member 6-like
Exons: 3
Coding region: 36-1376 (446 amino acids)
Biological process (GO): transmembrane transport
Cellular component (GO): membrane
Molecular function (GO): chloride transmembrane transporter activity; oxalate transmembrane transporter activity; sulfate transmembrane transporter activity
Source: RefSeq, a predicted model, not a curated record